AUGGCAUCGGCAAGGAAUUUGGCCAAACAUGAUCUACCACAAUUCUAUUUACUAGUGGUUUUAUAUUUUGUUCAAGGUAUUCCUGUUGGAUUAGCCUUUGGUACGAUUCCAUUUCUGUUAAAAUCCAUGUCAAAGACAAUGUCAUUUACAUCAUUAGGUUUAUUUUCAAUGGCUACAUAUCCAUAUUCAUUAAAGAUUCUAUGGUCACCAAUUGUUGAUUCCUGUUAUAGUCAUCGUAUUGGUCGUCGUAGAUCAUGGAUUAUACCUAUUCAAUGCAUCAGUGGUAUAGUUUUAUGGGUGUUAGGACAGGCUGUUUCAAAAGGUAUAGUAUUUCCAGGUGUUGAUGCAUCAUUUGUUAAUAAUAAUAAUAGCAGUAAUGGUAUAGUACCAACUACUGAAAAUUUUAAUAAUGAAAUUGAUGUGUUUUCAUUGACAAUAUUAUUUGGUUCUUUAGUAUUUUUAUGUGCCACUCAAGAUAUUGCAGUUGAUGGUUGGGCAUUAACAAUAUUAUCAAGAGAUUCAUUAUCAUAUGCUUCAACUGCACAAACUGUUGGUUUAAAUAUUGGUUAUUUUUUAUCAUUUACAGUAUUUUUAGCAUUCAAUUCUGCAGAUUUUGCAAAUAAAUAUUUAAGAUCACAAAAUACUCCAACGAUUAAUCAUGGAUUAAUUUCAUUAGGUGGAUAUCUUCAAUUUGCCGGUAUAAUAUAUCUAAUUGUUACAUUAUAUGUUGCAUUAUUUGUUACAGAACAUCCAGGUCGUUCAAAUUAUAAUAAAAGAGUCCAAAGGGGCGGAUUACCAUCGACAACAAAUGAUCUAAUACAACCACAAUAUAAUGAUGAGGAUGAAAAUGAUAAGGAUAAGACAAAGAGUAUUAGUUAUAUUUAUAAAUGCUUUUGGCAAGUAUUAAGAUUACCAGCUGUACAAACACUUGUUGGAGUUCAUUUAGUAUCCAAAAUUGCAUUCCAAUGUAAUGAAGCUGUUACAAAUUUGAAAUUAUUAGAAAAAGGAUUUCGUCGUGAAGAUUUAGCUGUUAGUGUAUUAAUUGAUGUACCAUUUGAAAUUAUAUUUGGUUAUUAUGUUGCUAAAUGGUCAAGUGAUUCCAAUGAUUCAAACAAAUUAAUUAAGGAUGAAUCAAUUGAAAUUAAUGAAAUUCAAAAAAAUUCUCAGAAUGAACAUUUAUCAAAUCAUGGUGCAAGACUUAGAGAUAUUCAAUAUAAGAAACUUUCCACUUUCAAAAGAUUUCAAAAUUUUCUACUUGGUGGUAAUGUUGGUGUAUUAACACCAUGGUUAUAUGGUUAUUUAGGUAGAUUAAUUGCUGCAAUGUUAGGUAGUAUAAUUGUAUUAACAUUUCCAAAAUCUGGUCAAGUGACAAAACCAUAUUUCUUAAUGAUAAUUAUUCAACAUUUAUUAGGUUCAUUCAUGAAUACAGUUCAAUUUGUUGGUAUUUCAUCAUUUCAUACAAGAAUUGCAGAUCCUAUACUUGGUGGUACUUAUAUGACUUUACUUAAUACAGUUAGUAAUUUUGGUGGUACAUGGCCACGUUUAAUUGUUAUGUAUUUUGUUAAUUGGUUUACAUUAUAUCGUUGUCAUGAUGGUACUUUUGUAAGAGGAACACCUGAUCAAUGUCCCAUUAAUGAUGAUACUGUACUAUUAUAUAGGGACGGUUAUUAUAUGGCAAAUGGAUUAUGUAUUUGCCUGGGUAUUAUUAUAUAUAUUAUGGUGAUUAGACCCAAUGCUCAAAAAUUACAACGUUUACCAUUAAGUAGUUGGCGUUGUCGUUUGGAUUGA
This is a messenger RNA of Maudiozyma saulgeensis, 1788 nucleotides long. The record is from the annotation of a GenBank genome assembly. Lineage: Eukaryota; Fungi; Ascomycota; Saccharomycetes; Saccharomycetales; Saccharomycetaceae.